This is a messenger RNA of Nipponia nippon (crested ibis), 933 nucleotides long. NCBI's taxonomy places the organism in Eukaryota, Metazoa, Chordata, Aves, Pelecaniformes, Threskiornithidae. The record is from RefSeq and is a predicted model, not a curated record.
AUGGAGACCUCCAGUGGGCCUGGGGUGUCAGUCCCAACCCUGUCCCUCCGGGAGCCAGCCCGAGAUCGAACCUGGCUAGAGAGCCGUUCUGAGCUCAGCAGGGUAUGUGAUGAACCAGAGGAGUUAAAGAGAAAGGCUACUGAGCUGGCUGCUGCUGUCCGGAAUGCCAAGCACCUUGUUAUCUAUACAGGAGCCGGGAUCAGUACGGCAGCUUCAAUCCCAGACUACAGAGGUCCUAAUGGCAUAUGGACCUUGCUGCAGAAGGGCAGGAGCAUCAGGGCUACAGAUCUCAGUGAGGCAGAGCCCACACUCACCCACAUGAGCAUUGCCUGCCUACACAAGCACAACCUGGUGCAGCAUGUGGUGUCUCAAAACUGUGAUGGGCUGCACCUGCGGAGUGGGUUACCCCGAGCAGCAAUAUCUGAGCUUCACGGAAACAUGUACAUAGAGGUCUGCACUUCCUGUACACCCAACAGAGAGUACGUGCGAGUAUUUGAUGUGACAGAGCGCACAGCCCUGCACAGGCAUCACACUGGCAGGAUGUGCCACAAGUGUGGGGCACAGUUGAGAGAUACAAUCGUCCACUUUGGGGAGAAGGGGACGUUGAGACAGCCCCUGAACUGGGAAGCAGCAACAGAAGCUGCAAGCAAAGCAGAUGUGAUUCUUUGUCUGGGUUCCAGCUUAAAGGUUUUGAAAAAAUCCCCGCGUCUUUGGUGCAUGAGCAAGCCACCCACUCGUCGUCCAAAGCUGUAUAUCGUGAACCUGCAGUGGACCCCGAAGGACGACCUGGCCGCCCUGAAGCUGCACGGCCGCUGCGACGACGUCAUGCGGCUGCUGAUGGCGGAGCUGGGGCUGGAGAUCCCGUGCUACGACCGGUGGGUGAGCGGCCCGGGGCCCUGCCCGGCGGCUGUGCCGGGGCACCGGCCGCUAUGA